Molecule: messenger RNA, 2556 nt
Organism: Pogoniulus pusillus (Red-fronted tinkerbird)
Lineage: Eukaryota; Metazoa; Chordata; Aves; Piciformes; Lybiidae
Exons: 3
Coding region: 1-681 (226 amino acids)
Source: RefSeq, a predicted model, not a curated record
AUGGAGGCACCCACGCCGAGAGACGGCGCGUACGCGGAGGGGUGGAGGGCCCGCCGACCCCGGCAGAAGGGCUCUCGGGGAUCCCCUGGGUAUCCCGAUGGGCCGCCCCGACAUGCUGCCGAGGCGGAGCUAAACUCUCCUGAGCCCCCCCGUGCAAGGGCCGGGAGCGGGGCCGUAGUCCGGGAGUUUCUACGGCCUGUUAGUGAGCUGCCACCUUCGCCCCGGUACCAAGAGCGCAUCCGAGUAUCUACCAUUUGCAAAGCCCACUAUCCUGCGGGGAGCAAGAGCCCUGGCCCACGGAUCUGCACUUUUAAAAGCCGAAGGGACAGCAGGAGCGGAUUCAGUCGACAAUUCACAUUUCUAGCUCAGGAAAAGGAGUCUGAAGGAAACGGUCUCGGGCCGUGUGAAGCAAGGUGGAAGGUGAGUUUUGAUUGUGGGCACAUGCUUCUAGGCACACCUGCAGUGAGUGAUUUUCCUGCCGGGCAACAAUUCUUACAAAAGCAGGUGCUGAAAGAACAUACUGAUUUUUGUAACUAUCAUGUUGAAAUUCCUCAUCUGCUUGCUGUAUGUAUUAAAUAUGCUCCAGACAUCUCCUCUGUCCUGUUUCAUGAUAAUCAUUACUGCUCCCCAAAAUACAGCCAGACUUGUCUCAGUUGUGAUACAGAAUUAACUUGCAGAUAAUAGUUUCAAGGGACUAUAUAUAAAGGGGAAAAAACCCCUCAAAACCUUCUAUAUGAGGCUCUGUGACUGCAACAGACUAUUUUGGUGACAAUUUCAAUGCCUGGCUUCCUCGGGACUUUUACUGAUAACCUCAGUAUUUAACUACCCUUUAUUUCCUCCUCUAGCCCUCAAUUCAAUUUCUGAUUUGGUUGAGGUUUCCAGGUAGCUCCAGAAAAAUAUAUGAUCCUGAGCACCCACCCCUGCAUCCAGCCUGUGUAGCGCGAUUCCACAGGGAGUAGCUGUGUUAUGAGACACAGGCAAGCCUGACUCCACAGCCUCUGAGCACAGAAGCGUGUUCUCUUCGUAUCCACUAGCUGCACAGCACAACAAAAAAUGUCUUCAGUGACAACCCCUACUUCCAGCCUAUGGAGCUGUGUUUAUCCUGCUUUCUGUUAAAAAAAAAAAGGGAAGGUCUAAGAUUACCUAAUGCCAAGAAAGCCCCCAAAAGUGGGUCUCACCUGAGUCAGCCAGCACAGCAUUAACUGACCUGAAAUGCUGUGACCAAGGCAAAUUUAUUGCCACAAAUGAGAUUAUCUGGAGCUAGCCCUGUAACCUGUCCUUUAACUCCAGCUGUGGAGACUGCCUGUGGAUCUCUGAAGGCUGAACUAUCUCCUGCUAGCCCCUGACUCACCGGACAGCAAUUGCUCUUAACAGCCUCCUCACAGGGAUCACUGAGUGCAGUGACAGUGGGGCUGCAGCGCUGGGACCACUGCUGGUGCUGCAUCUCUAGGAAUGGUUUUCCAGCCAAGUGACUCUGGGAUGCAUCUGCCACUGGCAUCCAGUUUCACAGACAGCCCAUGAGCAACUAAGUCUGCAAAGAAAUCAGCUCCUGAAGGGGAUUUUUGGUCUCCAGCAAUGCAGUUUGCACUGAAGUGGGACAGGAGUUAAACAACCCCACCUGCAAACAGUCAAAUUAAUGACCUCCAAAUUACUGGGAGUGACAGAAUACCUGCUUAUGAGAUGAGGGUGGCAAUGACCUUCCCCACCAUAGAUGCACUGAAUUUAUGUGAAGAGAUUCAGAGAGGGAAAAUCUACUACUUCUCUCAUUGAAAUUUCACUGAAGUGGAAUCCAUCACCCCAACAGGGAAUUAUAUUUUAAACUGCUUUAACGCAGUAUCCAUGUUCAAAUUGAUUAGCCUAUUUCAUCUCAAUGGAAAUUCUCACCUCAUUACAUUAGUGACCAAACUUCAAAUAAUUUUGAAAUCAAAUACUACGUAACCAGUAUUUCAAAAUACUUGGCUGACAAAAUGAAUCACUUAAUUUCGAAUUACUGUCUGUGUUUUCAUGCUAUGUCGCCAAUAGAUGAAAUACCUAACAGUUCUAGGAGCUAAGCCUGUAAGAUGAGGCUGCUCAGCUCUGCGGUUCCACAGAAGCACAUUUUCUCUUUGAUUUGAUAAAUGUCUCACUCCUGGAUGAGUAGUGAGUGCAGACUUGGAAGACUGUGGACCACAUUUUCUAGUGUUCCAAACCCAGUGUAUGCCCUGAUGCAUAGGAUACUCGGAAUUAAGACAGGCAGGUUUGAUUUUCUUCAGAGAAGAACCCCAGUCCUCUAUAAUAAUUUAUUUCUUUAACAGCUAAGGCAGGGGCUUCUGGCCAGGCUGUGCGUCUAAGAAAACUAGUAACGUUCAGUGCUUCACUAGCUGGCUCUUGCUAUACCUGGCCUGUCAUCUGCUUCUCCUUACUGGCUAGAAAUCACUGCAGUAGGCAACAGUGUAAAUUCCUGCUCAUAGCACUGCACUGUCUUCAGCAGCCAUGUUUCAAAAGGUAUUUUCAAAAAACAUUUUCAAUUCAAAAACAUAUUAAAAAUCAGUGCCUUGUUUCAGAUGCCACAUCCUG